AUGUAUGCGAUGGCUCACAUCCCCAAGUCGCGCUUGGGUGACCCUCUGAGUACCCUAAACCUACCCACCGCCAGAAAGGGCACUUUUGAAAGUGGCGUGCUGAUAAGGCGCCACACUUUUCACGGCUUGGAGAUGAGGAGGUCCACGCCCCGGGCACGAAUCGCCCAGUUCCAGUGUGUAGGCGCUGGAAGGGGUCGGUCAGAAGCAGCGAAGUUAUAUGCUGGAGAGACCAUCGCAGAUGAGAAUUCUCAGAUUCACGAGAGAAGGGGUUCUUCGAUGAAAAAUAUAUACACAAGUGUCAAGAUCUCACUGGGUGUGCAGCAGCUCUGGAUUCUGUGCUUGCAUAGACACACGGGGGACAUUCUAACCAGUGCGUCUGUCAAGCACCUGAGCCACCGGCGCUUUGUGGUGUCCUUUCAGCUGGACGAUGUGCAGAGGACGGACCAGGACCUUUACCGCUGCGUUACCCAGUCUCCACGGGGCUCCGGAGUCUCCAACUACGCUGAGCUGGUGGUCAAAGUGCCGCCCUCACCCAUCGCCCCGCCUCAGCUGCUGCGGGCCGGCUCCACAUACCUCAUGAUCCAGCUGAACACAAACUCCAUCCUGGGAGAUGGCCCCAUCAUCCGCAAAGAGAUUGAGUACCGGGCCAGCCAGUCCCCCUGGUCCGAGGUGCACGGAGUGAACCUGCUCACCUACAAACUGUGGCACCUGGACCCAGACACAGAGUACCACAUCAGCGUGCUGCUCACGCGGCCCGGAGAAGGAGGCACGGGACCUGCAGGACCCCCGCUGGUGAGCCGGACCAAGUGUGCAGAGCCAAUGCGUGCGCUGAAGGGCCCCACGGCCUCGGACAUCCAGCCCAGGCAGCUCACUCUGCAGUGGGAGAACCUGGCCUUCAACCUGACGCGCUGCCACACUUACUCUGUGUCCCUGUGCUACCGCUACACAACUGCAGGGGGUGGCGGCGGUCACAACACCACCGUGAGAGAGUGUCUGGAGCUGGAACACAACACGUCCCACUUCACCCUGAGAGACCUGCCCCCCCACCACAGCAUCCACGUCCGCCUGGCACUGUCCAAUCCCGAAGGCAAGAAGGAGGGCCGCGAGGUCACCUUCCAGACCGACGAGGACAUUCCUGGGGGCAUCGCGCCAGAAUCACUGACCUUCACCCCCCUGGAUGACAUGAUCUUCCUCAAGUGGGAGGAGCCAGUGGAACCAAACGGCCUCAUCACGCAGUAUGAGAUAAGUUACCAGAGCAUCGAGUCGUCCGACCCCAGCAUCAAUGUCCCAGGACCUCGCCGGACCGUGUCCAAACUGAAGAAUGAGACGUACCACAUGUUCUCCAACCUGCACCCAGGGACCACGUACCUCAUCUCAGUGAGAGCGCGCACCGCAAAGGGCUUUGGACAGACCGCCUUGACCGAGAUAACCACCAACAUCUCAGCCCCCACCUUUGACUAUGGAGACGUCCCAUCCCCUCUGGGUGAGACUGAGAGCACCAUCACUGUGCUCCUGCGGCCGGCCCAGGGCAGAGGCGCACCCGUCAGCACGUACCAGGUGGUGGUUGAGGAGGAGAUGGUGAAGAGACUGAGGCGUGAGCUGGGCCACCAGGACUGCUUCCCUCUGCCCAUGUCCCACGGAGAGGCUCAAGCCCGGGGCACCCCUCACUACUACACGGCGGAGCUUCCCCCUAGCAGCCUGCCCGAGGCAAGUCCCUUCACUGUGGGUGACAACCACACUUACAACGGCUACUGGAACACCCCCUUGGACCCUCGCAAGAGCUACCUUGUCUACUUCCAGGCCAUGAGCAACUUCAGAGGGGAAUCCAGAAUCAACUGCAUCCGCAUCGCACGCAAAGCCGCGUGCAAAGACCACCGUAAGGCCAUGGAGGUGUCUCAGAACUCGGAGGAGAUGGGCCUGAUCCUGGGCGUCUGCGCUGGAGGUCUCAUCGUGCUCAUCCUGGUGCUGGGAGCGGUCAUCAUCAUCAUAAAGAAAGGGAGGGACCACUACUCUUACUACCCAAAGCCUGUGAAUAAGACGCCCAUCACAUACCGGCAGGAGAAGAACCACAUGGGCUCCAUGGAGCGCAGCUUCACCGACCAGAGCACUCUGCAGGAGGAUGAGAGAAUGGCCCUGUCCUUCAUGGACCCGCAUGCCUGUGGGACACGCAGUGAUGGCCGGAGCACCGUGAACGAGGCCAGCAGUCUCCUGGGCAGCUCCCCGAGGCACCACUGUGGGAGGAAAGGCUCUCCGUACCACACAGGCCAACUCCAUCCGGCUGUGCGUGUCGCUGACCUGCUGCAACACAUCAACCAGAUGAAGACGGCCGAGGGAUACGGCUUUAAGCAGGAGUACGAGAGCUUUUUCGACGGCUGGGAUUGUGCGAAGACAAAGACGGACAAAACCACGGGGAGACAUGACACUCUUUCAGGAUAUGACCGGCACAGAGUGAAGCUGCACCCUCUUCUGGGAGAUCCAAAUUCUGAUUAUAUUAACGCCAACUACAUAGAUGGCUACCAUCGAUCCAACCACUUCAUCGCCACUCAGGGGCCGAAGCAGGAGACUCUUUAUGACUUCUGGAGGAUGGUCUGGCAGGAAAACUGCUUCAGCAUCGUCAUGAUCACUAAACUGGUGGAGGUGGGCAGGGUGAAGUGCUGUAAGUACUGGCCUGAAGACAGCGAGAUGUACGGAGACAUCAAAAUCACUCUACUGAAGAGCGAGACGCUGGCAGAGUACACAGUGCGCACCUUCGCCUUGGAGCGGAGGGGAUACUCCACAAAACAUGAGGUGCGGCAGUUCCACUUCACGUCGUGGCCUGAACACGGGGUCCCCUUCCACGCCACAGGACUGCUGGCUUUCAUCCGCAGAGUCAAAGGCUGCACUCCUCCAGACGCGGGGCCAGUGGUGGUUCACUGCAGUGCCGGGGCGGGCCGCACUGGCUGCUACAUUGUGCUGGAUGUGAUGCUGGACAUGGCCGAGUGUGAGGGAGUGGUGGACAUUUACAACUGUGUGAAAACCUUGUGCUCGCGACGCAUCAACAUGAUCCAGACAGAGGAGCAGUACAUCUUCAUCCACGAUGCCAUCCUGGAGGCCUGUUUGUGUGGAGAGACAGCCCUCUUGGUCAAUGAAUUCGCUGUUGCUUACAAAGAGAUGCUGCGCGUGGAUUCUCAGAGUAACUCCUCACAACUCCGAGAUGAAUUUCAGACUCUGAACUCUGUGACGCCACACUUGGACGUGGAGGAGUGCAGCAUCGCCCUUUUACCUCGGAAUCGUGAGAAGAACCGCAGCAUGGACGUCCUGCCGCCGGACCGAGCGCUGGCUUUCCUCGUCACCACGGAGGGCGAGAGCAACAACUACAUCAACGCCGCGCUGGCCGACAGCUUCCACCGCCAGGCCGCCUUCGUGGUGACGCCUCACCCUCUGCCCGGAACCACCGCAGACUUUUGGAGACUGGUGUACGACUACGGCUGCACCGCUGUGGUUAUGCUCAAUCAGCUAAACCAGUCCAACUCAGCCUGGCCGUGUGUGCAGUACUGGCCGGAGCCGGGUCUUCAGCAGUACGGACCCAUGGAGGUGGAGUUUUUGUCCAUGUCAGCCGACGAAGACAUCAUUACACGGCUGUUCAGAGUCAAAAACGUCACCCGGCUUCAGGAGGGGCAGCUGGUGGUCUGUCAGUUCCAGUUCCUGCGCUGGUCGGCCUACAGAGAUGUCCCGGACUCUAAGAAGGCUUUCCUCCACCUGCUGGCUCAAGUGCACAAGUGGCAGAGGGACUGUGGAGAAGGACGCACUGUGGUCCACUGUCUAAAUGGCGGCGGUCGCAGUGGUGUGUUCUGUGCCUGUAACAUCCUGCUGGAGAUGAGUCAGUAUCAGAACAUGGUGGACAUCUUCUACGCCGUCAAAACUCUGCGCAACUGCAAGCCCAACAUGGUGGAGUCUUUGGACCAGUAUCGCUUCUGCUACGACCUGGUUCUGGAGUACCUGGACUGCUUUGAAGAGAGAUAG
Knipowitschia caucasica is the source of this 4002-nucleotide messenger RNA. Lineage: Eukaryota; Metazoa; Chordata; Actinopteri; Gobiiformes; Gobiidae. The record is from the annotation of a GenBank genome assembly.